Messenger RNA from Odocoileus virginianus texanus, 1373 nucleotides. RefSeq names its product secretagogin, EF-hand calcium binding protein (gene SCGN). Gene Ontology annotation, molecular function: calcium ion binding. NCBI's taxonomy places the organism in Eukaryota, Metazoa, Chordata, Mammalia, Artiodactyla, Cervidae. The record is from RefSeq and is a predicted model, not a curated record. Gene Ontology annotation, biological process: regulation of long-term synaptic potentiation; regulation of presynaptic cytosolic calcium ion concentration. Gene Ontology annotation, cellular component: cytosol; nucleus; dendrite.
AAGCGAGGGUGUCAGACGAUACAGUAAAGGAGGCUUGAUCAAAGUUCCCUAGGGGUUCCUUUCCAGCCGGUGCCCGCGCUUCGUUGUCAGUACCAUGGACAGCGCCCGGGAGCCGACACAGGGGCGCUUGGACGCCGCUGGCUUCUGGCAGGUCUGGCUGCGCUUUGACGUGGAGGAAAAAGGUUACAUAGACGAGAAGGAGCUUGAUGCUUUCUUUUACCACAUGUUGACAAAACUGGGUGUUGAUGAUGUGGUCAAAGAAGAAAAUGCACAGAAGAUGAAACAACAAUUUCUGGCUGCCCAAGAUGUCCCUAAAGAUGGCUGCAUACGGAUGAAAGAGCUUGCCGGCAUGUUCUUAUCUGAGGAUGAAAACUUUCUUCUGCUCUUUCGCCAGGAAACCCCCUUGGACAACAGUGUGGAGUUUAUGCGGAUUUGGCGCAAAUACGAUGCUGACAGCAGUGGCUUUAUAUCAGCUGCUGAACUUUGUAACUUCCUCCGAGACCUCUUCCUCCACCACAAAAAGGCCAUUUCAGAGGCUAAGCUGGAAGAAUAUACUGGCACCAUGAUGAAGAUCUUUGACAAAAAUAAAGAUGGUCGGUUGGAUCUUAAUGACUUGGCAAGGAUUCUGGCUCUUCAGGAAAAUUUCCUUCUCCAAUUUAAAAUGGAUGCUUGUUCCACUGAAGAAAGAAAAAGGGACUUUGAGAAAAUCUUUGCUCACUAUGAUGUUAGUAAAACUGGGGCCCUGGAAGGCCCAGAAGUGGAUGGGUUUGUCAAAGACAUGAUGGAGCUUGUCCAGCCCAGCAUCAGAGGGGUGGACCUUGAUAAGUUUCGGGAGAUUCUUUUGCGCCACUGCGACGUGAACAAGGAUGGAAAAAUUCAGAAGUCUGAGCUGGCUUUGUGUCUUGGGCUGAAAAUCAACCCCUAAUCCCCAGACCACUUCACCUUUUGCUCUUAGCAUGUUUCUGAGCUCCUGCUGGUAAAAUUCUAUCUGCUCUUUGCUACUGGGGACAGUAGGCAAACUUUCUAACAAAUGGUGUGGCGUUCUUAGGCAAGGAGAGGGACUGGAGGGUCUUCGUUUGAAUGGCAUGGUGAUUCCCUGCCUUUACUGGAAGCUCCCCACGCAGGGUUUGUGUUAUUUUCCCCUUGGCCCUGGGCUUUCCUGUCCCCCUAAGGACUCAGCUGACCUCCAGGGUCUGCCUGGCUUGUCCUCCCCCUGUCUGAGGAGGCGGGGGCAGCUGAGUCCAUCUGUCUGUCUGCUUCCUGUGGGCUUUCUACUCAAUAGUGUGAGGCACUUGUGGCAGUCUCGUGACUUCUACAUAUAGAUUUUUAAUUGAAAAUAAACCUGCAGCUGGAAACAAAGGUUCAGUAAUAAC